Molecule: messenger RNA, 1103 nt
Organism: Hippoglossus stenolepis (Pacific halibut)
Lineage: Eukaryota; Metazoa; Chordata; Actinopteri; Pleuronectiformes; Pleuronectidae
Exons: 6
Coding region: 603-1103 (166 amino acids)
Source: RefSeq, a predicted model, not a curated record
UUGCAUGUUGUGCACUUGUCACUCUGGGAGUUUGUGUUUUGCAAACUGCCGUCUGACACAAGUUACUGGUUUUACAGAACUAAUGUGUCGAGAUGAAUUCUGCAAAAUCACUGGAGAAUGUUACGGUCAUUAAUAUUUGAAGUUCCCCUUUUUUGUGCCAAUGUUUUUAUAUGACUGAAUGUCGUAUUGUAUAAUUGUAGAGUUUCCCUGAUCUUUCUCACUGCAUUAAGGAAUGAGGUUGUUUCUUGUCUCUGGAUAUGAGUAUUAAAUUAUAUCAUAAACAGUAUUGUACACAGUGUGCCCCGAACCAUCACGCUUCAUAUUACAGAGGAGGUGUUAAAUACUACUGGAACAUGAAAUAAGGUCGUUUUCUCACAUUCGAGUCUAAUCUGUUGUAAACUCAAGUGUUGACACACGACCUCGUGUACUUCCUGACCUGUCGCCACCUCUGAGUGGCGACAGGUCCAGAGCCGAGGUCACAGAACGUGACUACAACAGAGGAAAUAAUCGGCGAUUUUCAAGGUUGUAAGAUUCUGAACUCUAAGGGUCACAGUUAAAACAUGAGCCUCAGAUUCAUACACUGAUACUGUUGUCGUUUAAGGAUGGAGGAAGAACUCCAUUAUGCGACUGUGGUUUUCAAAAAUGGUGGCAGUCCUCAGAAAGAAAACGAUGAGGACUCUACAAUUUAUUGUACAAUUAAAUCUGAAGUUCCUGCAGCGACUGUUGAAAUAAAAGCAGCAGGAGGAGCAGCUGGAGGAACAGCAGCUGGAGGAGCAGCAGCUGGAGGAGCAGCAGCUGGAGGAGCAGCAGGUGGAGGAGCAGCAGCUGGAGGAACAGCAGCGGCACACUCUCGGCACUUUGUCCUGCUGCUGGUGUGCUCUGGGAUUCUCUGCGUCCUGCUCAUGGCGUGCAUCGGUGUCAUCAUCUACAUCUGUGGGGUCAUGAAGGCCCAGGAAGCUCGCGAAUUCAUCAAUAAUCACACCAAGUACUACCACGACAAGCAUCAUGGAUACUGGAUGGGAUUGCGUCAGAAUGAUGACAAGUGGAUCUGGAUCAAUGGACCAAUGAGACUGAGGGUACUGGAUGCGGGAGAAAGUUGUUGA